AAUAAAUGCGAUUAAAUGUAUCGUUUUCAACAAUGGGGGGAGUGAAGGAGCUGAAACAAUAACGGUUGGAGAUUCUGACCUUUCACUUGUGUGAGCUUAGAAGCAAGACAAUUUAAGGCAUUGUUUGGGUGUUUCGGAUUUUGGUUUGCCAUAUCUGGUACACCCCGCACGCCUAGAGAUCCUCAAACGCCCUUAAAUCUUGGCCGUCCAAACAACCACCGAACUGUGCUCAACCGAGUACACGUGCUUCCUAUCAUUCCUUGCCCCCUAUGCUCUUUUUUUUUUUUUUUUUUUUAAUAAUUAAAACUACCCUUUUACUCUAUUUUAUUUUUCAUCCAUGCAUGGAAUUCUCCUCCAACUACAACGCCACCAACAAGAGAGAACCAAGAAGAUAUAUAGAGAGAGAGAGAGAAAAAAAAAAUAGUCAUGGUUAGUGCUUCUUCUUCUUCUUCUUCAGUACUAGCAAUGAAAACAACAACCCAUCUCUAAAAAUUCGAUUUUUUUGAUUCCCAUUAAUUUUGUUUGCUUGGGAAACGCGAAUUAAGGGGUCUCUUGUUGUGUUGUUGUGCCUUUUCUUUGUGGGUCUGAUCUUUGUUGUACUUAUGGAACUGUCACAUCUGAAUGCUUUGAUUCUCCUCUGAUCAUCACCUGGUUAAAAAGCAAGAAGCUUCGUGAUCUGUUUUUCUGAACUUGAUCUGAAUUUGUCCCUUCCCUCAUAACUCACUUCUCUCUCUCUCUUCAACCGUUUGUGUCUUCACAUGAUCAUGGAAUGUGCAUAGCGGAUUUUGAGUACUACUUCUACUACUAAUGAUGUCGUAUGAGGAGAGGAAGUUUGUGUGCAAGUAUUGCAGCAAGAGGUUCCCUUGUGGAAAGUCUCUUGGAGGCCACAUCAGGACUCACAUGAUGAGUGAGCACUCUCAUUCUCAUUCUCGUUCGGUUCAAGGCAAUGAAAAGAAGAACAAUGUUGGUGGUGCCAUGUUCAGGUUUGAUGGUGGGAGAAAGAGGAAGAGGGAUUUGGGGUCUGAACUUGAUGGUGGUGGGAGCAGUAACAACAACAUCAUUUAUGGCCUCAGAGAGAAUCCCAAGAAGACCACGAGGUUUGUGCAUUCCAAUGCCACUUUGCAGCAGCAGCAACAGCUUGACAAGUUCUGCAAAGAAUGUGGAAAAGGGUUUCCAUCAUUGAAGGCUCUUUGCGGUCACAUGGCUUGUCACUCUGAAAAGGACAAGAACCGGUUUGAGGGGUUUACUGAGAAGCAGAAAUUGGUUAUGGAUAGUCAAUCUGAUACCGAAACUUCUGCUCCAAGGAGGUCCAGGAGAAUGAGGUUCAAGACCCUUAGCAACAGCAACAACAAUAACAACCAGUCUCAAUCUUCUUCUGUGUCAGAGGUUGAGCAGGAGCAGGAAGAGGUGGCUAGGUGUUUGAUGAUGUUGUAUAAGGAUUCUUGCCAUAAGGGUCGUUUUGCUUUGGUCACAGAGUCUUCUGAUAACAACUCGGUUGUUCUGGAGGCUAAGUCAUCUUCUCUUGAAACCAAGGUUACUAUGAUGAUGAAUAGUACUGGUAAUGGUAAGAAUUCUAUGUCUAGUGCUUAUGAGUUUGUGGAAGAGAAAAAGAAGCUGGAGCUGGAGGUGGAUCACAAGUACAAGCACGAGGACAUGAAGUUUAAGUCUGCUGAGAUUUGCUAUGAUUCUGAUAAUUCAGAUUCUGGGUACUUUAGAUAUGGUCCUAAGAAGGUUGACUCGGAUGAUUCAAAUGAUGGGUUUUUCAGGAAUGAGGUUAAGUCUUCCAAAGUGGGGUACUUGUCUGGGUUUGAGGAGUAUGAUGUUGAAUCCAGGAAGGUGCUGAGCAGAGGAAGAAGCAGGAGCACUGAAUUCAAGAAAUUUGCUUUGGAGGAUUGGGAGAAUGAUGGAGAAGAUGUUGCUGCAGCAAGGAAAUUUGGUUCAAAGAAGUUCAAGAAAUCCAACUAUGAUCAAAAUUUAGGUGGGGUUUCUAGCAGGAAGAUGGGGAAUGGUUAUACGAAUGGUGGGAACAACAAGUAUGAGUGCUUGACUAGUGAAAGGGACAAUGGUUCUGAUGAUUCAGCUUAUGAGAGUGAUGAGAGCAGCACAGACACUGAUUCUUAUCCUGCUCCAAAGGCUCACAACAGGAACAUUAGUGGUCAAAAGGGGAAGAAGAAGUUGAAGACAAAGAAAAGCAAGGCACAUGAGUGCCCAAUUUGCAACAAGAUUUUCAGGUCAGGCCAAGCCUUGGGGGGUCACAAAAGAUCCCAUUUUGUUGGAGGCUCUGAGGAGAACGCACUGGUGAUAAGGCCAGGUGCUCCUAAUGUUCCUUGCCUCAUUGAUCUCAAUCUACCAGCACCUGUUGAUGAAUAGGGAAAAUUGGAGCCUUUGCAUCAUCUUCUGUUGAGGUAGCUCAAUGUCUGGAAUUCUGAAAAUGUCUUGUCUUUAUCCCAUAUGAUGAAAGCAAUGACAAUGUAUAGACAAGUUGGUAAUUGAUUUUUGUUCCUAAGGCCUUAGAUCCAUUAUUUGGCAGGAGGUAGUCUUUCUUUUCAUGUUUAUGGAGCAGCAGCAUGAGAAUUUACUAGUUUCUCAACUGAUUUUUUCUUUCUUAUUUUUUUUUACUUGCUUUAUCAGGUACAACUAUAAUCUUGGAAUCAUGUUCUUUUCCUUGCAAAUGUUAGUUGGUUCAAUGAAUUUUUGUCUUCUAAUGUUGGGGUCUUCCAAUUUUUCAUCCUCCUAUGGAAUGUACUGAAACAAAAAAAUAGGUAAUUCAUUUUGAACCAAGGGUACUCCAAUUCUUGGUUCCUAUUUGCAAUCUGUGACUUGUCUUUUUGGGGGGCAUGAUUGAGGAGCAAGGAUCCUAGUUUUCUCUCUCCAACUGUGACCAAAACUUGCUUUUUAGCUAUGUGUUGUUCUUAAGAAAGAUCAGGGACCAACACCUUUAAUGUUUAUCAAAGUGGUUGAAAAUGAAAAAUUGUCCUUGGUGAAGCAUUCCCAAGGCUAAUGGUUUUCUUAAAAGUUAAAUAAAAACAAUUUUAAUUUUUAAACACAGGAACGUCUCGUGCACAAGUAGUUACUUUUGCAUAGAAUUGAGCACUGUGGUCAACCCGUUAUGUCCGUGAUAUGUGCGGCGUUUUGGAAGGUGAAGUCGUAAGGGGAGGCUAAGUAGUUUUCUCACCAAAUUUUUUGUUUAACUAGUCCUAUUCCUUAGCCAAAGAAAAAGAUCAAGUGGUUGUUGUUGGAUCAUUCUUUAGGUUGAAGAUUUGACUAGGAAUAAUUACUUUGUAGAACUGUGAGGAAACAAAACAAGCUUCUUUAUUAUUCAAGAUCAAAAUUUGUGGGUUGAGGUGGUUGUAAGGUCGCCUACUAGUUAAAGGUAGUAAAGCAUAUAAUUGCUCCAUGUACACCUUUCUAACACAUGUAUCUUAAUGGCAUGAGAAUUUGUAUGCCUUUUUCGUCAUGCCGGUUCCUUUA
Molecule: messenger RNA, 3471 nt
Organism: Cajanus cajan (pigeon pea)
Lineage: Eukaryota; Viridiplantae; Streptophyta; Magnoliopsida; Fabales; Fabaceae
Source: RefSeq, a predicted model, not a curated record